GGAAGGAAGUUAGAUCUGAGAGGGCAGAGCUGGUGCGCAGGCAGUAAUGCGGGAAUGACAACCUGGACAUCAGUUCUUAUAUAUGAAUUCGUGUUACGGGUUAAAUGAUCUUAUCCAGCUUGGCGCAGCAUAUGAUAUCGCAUGGUAGCAUUACAGCCGUUCAGAAAAUACAAAUAAGGACACAAAGGUGAAGCACGGGGCACGUAGAAGAGUAGCUUCACAGAAGUGACAGUCACGUGGUGAUAAGGAGUAUAAGUUAUAUUUUAGGGAAGCGCUUCUUUUGCACGCCAGGCUUCCAUCGGAUUAACUCCUGUGGAACGAGUCAUAGGACAAUUGCAUCGACUCUUGUUUUCAGAAUGAUGUGGAGGUUCCUGUUUAUUGCCGCUCUGUGCGGAGGAACAGCAGCCCUGGUCAAGCAAGACCUGGAUCAGCACUGGGAGAUGUGGAAGAGCACGCACAACAAGUCCUACCAGCGCAAGACCGAAGAGCUGAAGCGGAGGCAAACUUGGGAGAAGAACCUCCAGCUGAUCACCCUGCACAACCUGGAGUUCUCCAUGGGGAUGCACACCUAUGAUCUUGCCAUGAACCACCUAGGAGACUUGACCACUAAGGAGAUUUUGUCGACAUUGGCUAUGACUCGCGUUCCCGCGAAUUUCAAAAGUAAACCGUCUGCAUUUGUGGGAUCUUCUGGGGCCGCUGUGCCUGACGCCUUCGACUGGAGGGAGAAAGGCUACGUCACUGAAGUGAAAAUGCAGGGCGCUUGUGGAUCUUGCUGGGCAUUUAGCGCAGUAGGAGCCCUUGAGGGCCAGCUGAUGAAGACUCAAGGGAAGCUGGUCUCCCUGAGCCCUCAGAACCUGGUGGAUUGCUCCUCCAAGUAUGGCAACAAAGGAUGCAAUGGUGGUUUCAUGAAUGAAGCCUUCCAGUAUGUCAUUGAUAACCAAGGCAUAGACUCUGAUGCCUCCUACCCCUAUACUGGCCAUGAUGAUCAGUGUAAGUACAGCCCUGCCGACCGAGCGGCCAACUGCACAAGAUACAGUUUCUUGCCUCAGGGAAAUGAAGAUGCGCUGAAGGAAGCCGUGGCCACCAUUGGACCCAUCGCUGUGGCCAUCGAUGCCACCCGACCAUCAUUCGCAUUCUUCCGUGGCGGUAUUUAUAAUGAUCCUACUUGCACCCAGAAGAUAAACCACGCUGUGCUUGUGGUGGGUUACGGCUCAUUGGACGGAGCAGACUACUGGAUAGUAAAGAACAGCUGGGGGAAAAACUUUGGUGAGCAAGGAUACAUCAAAAUGUCUCGGAACAAUAAGGACCAGUGUGGCAUCGCCCUGUACGGCUGCUAUCCCGUCAUGUAAUACACACAGAAAAGGCUCUUUCCCAGAAGCACGGUCGGAACUGUGAUGAUCGUAAGUUCUCGUGUUUUGAAAGAGCCAAGCCAACUGCUCCACUUCUGUAUUUUCAGUUGCCCAAUGCUGUUUUUUUUUUCAGUUCGGUUUUUCUCUGCCACUCUUGUUCUUACCUUUUAACAUCCCAGGCUUACAGUCUUGGCGCGGUGGUGCAGUGAUUAAUACUGCUGCCUCACACCUCUGGAGUCUCCACUCAGGCUCCAUGCAUGUGGAGUUUGCAUCUUCUGCCCAUGUGGUCGUGGGGUUUCCUUGUGGUUCUCUGGUGCCCCCCCCACAGUCCAAAAACAUGCGGAGGUUAAUUGGAGUUGCUGAAUUGUCUAUAUGUGUGCCCUGGGAUAGAGCAAUGCCCUGUCCUGGGUUAUUCCCUGCUUUGUCUCCAUAGUUAGGCUCUGGACCCCUGCAUGGAGCUUCUGGUCUGUCUGUGCCCUUACUUGUCUGUACUGCUCAGUUUGCAGUGCUCUGUGCAGCUGCCAGUUCUGGAGUGACAGCAUAUAAAAAAUAAUUGCUUAACUGUAAAAGACUGAAUUGAAUUACCUGAAUUUAUGGUCAUCGUAGUGGUCGGGUGCUUUUGGGAAACAUCAACUUUGAUUGUACUGAUCUGAUUAUUUGCACAAUUUUUCAAACUAUGUUGCUAUUAGAAUAUUGCAUACGCUGUGCUCUCAUCUUGAAUUAUUCCUUCAUCCUUAAUUGAUGAUGCUGUGCUCUGAGUGGUGUGAAGUAUAAAAGUAUAAAUUCAUCUUAUGGCUAAAUUGGCAUUUCUGUCCAGUAAACAUGGCCUUAAAAAAGA
Molecule: messenger RNA, 2187 nt
Organism: Brienomyrus brachyistius
Lineage: Eukaryota; Metazoa; Chordata; Actinopteri; Osteoglossiformes; Mormyridae
Product: cathepsin S-like
Exons: 8
Coding region: 357-1349 (330 amino acids)
Biological process (GO): immune response
Cellular component (GO): lysosome
Molecular function (GO): cysteine-type endopeptidase activity
Source: RefSeq, a predicted model, not a curated record